Messenger RNA from Emericellopsis cladophorae, 924 nucleotides. RefSeq lists its product as uncharacterized. Gene Ontology annotation, molecular function: hydrolase activity, acting on carbon-nitrogen (but not peptide) bonds. The transcript has 2 exons. The coding region runs from base 1 to 924 and encodes 307 amino acids. Gene Ontology annotation, biological process: carbohydrate metabolic process. The record is from RefSeq and is a predicted model, not a curated record. Lineage: Eukaryota; Fungi; Ascomycota; Sordariomycetes; Hypocreales; Bionectriaceae.
AUGGGCAAGAAGCGCGUUCUCGUGAGCUAUGGCGUCGAUGUAGACGCUGUGGCCGGUUGGUUAGGCUCAUACGGCGGCGAGGACUCGACCAACGACAUCAGCAGAGGCUACUUUGCCGGCACCGUGGGCACGCAGCGCGUCCUCAAGCUGCUCAAUAAGUACAACAUUAAGGGCACGUGGUUCAUCCCGGGGCACUCGCUCGAGACGUUCCCCGAGGAAAUGGCGGCGGUGCGCGACGCGGGCCACGAGAUUGGCCUGCACGGUUACUCGCACGAGAAUCCGACAGACAUGACCAUUGAGCAGCAACGCGUCAUCCUCGACAAGACGUACAAGAUGCUCACUGAGUUCGCUGGCAAGCCGCCCCGGGGCAGCGUCGCGCCCUGGUGGGAGACGUCCGUCGAGGGCGCGCAGCUGCUGCUCGACUACGGCAUCGAGUACGACCACAGCAUGAGCCACACGGACUGCGAACCCUACUACCUCCGCACAGGGGACACCUGGACGCCCAUUGACUACAAACAGCACCCGGAUGCCUGGAUGAAGCCCCUCGUGCGCGGCCAGGAGACGGGCCUCGUCGAGAUCCCCGCCAACUGGUACCUGGACGACCUACCGCCCAUGAUGUUUAUCAAAAAGGCGCCCAAUAGCCACGGCUUUGUCAACGCCCGCGACGUGGAGGACAUCUGGCGCGAUCACUUCGACUACUUCUACAGGGAGUACGACGAGUUCAUCUUCCCAAUCACCAUUCACCCGGAUGUGUCGGGACGGCCACAUGCGAUCCUGAUGCAUGAGCGCUUGAUUGAGUACAUGAAGGGGCAUGAGGGCGUGGAGUUUGUGACCAUGGCGGAGAUCUGCGAUGACUUUAAGGCAAAGGCCAAGGCGCCCGACGGGGCGGUGAUGCCUGCUGCGCCAGGGGCCAUGUUGAAGUAG